AUGACCUGCCUCCACAAAAAAUUCCUUCAAGAUCAUCCAGACAACACCAUCUCCUUUGCCCAGUUCUGCAAACUGCGCCCCUUCUGGAUCACUGCCCCAAAAUCUUCAGAAAGAGAGACAUGUGCCUGCAAGAUACAUGAGAAUUUCAAAUUCAAAGUAAUGAAAUUGCACCAAAGUGGAAUCACUCCAAUGAAAACCCCCACCGAUGUAGUUGCCAGAACCGUCUGUGCUAUAAGCAACAAGCUGUGUAUGUAUGGCCAGUGCACUGACUGCACUCAGAAAAAAAAGCCUGACCUCAAUCUGGACCCCUCCACAAAAAACAACACGGUGACCUUUGAGGAAUGGAUGACGAGGACUGUGCCAAUAACAAGAAAAAAUCAAGAUGGCUCUUCAUAUGAAGUGGAAAUGCGAUCCACAGUACUGGACAAAAGAAGCACAACCAUUGAGAAGCUGGUGGAGAUGGUGUACGACGACCUACCCAAGUUCUGUAUCCAUAUUUAUAACAUUUCCCAUCAAUUUGAAAGGCUGCACUACCUCAAAAACACCCUGACCAAUGCAGAAACAGUCAUACACAUUGACUACAGUGAAAAUUACGCGUGUAAAUACGCCACUGAAAUACAAGACAUGCAUUUUGCUCCAGGAAAGCAGCAAGUGAGCCUCCACACAGGAGUCAGAUACUUGAGUGGUGGGAGAGUGGAGUGCUUCUGCUCUGUGUCCUCAUGUGUACGACAUGACGCUUGUGCUACAUGGGCUCACUUAGAGCCAGUGCUGAAAAAGCUGAGGGAUGAACACCCUGAAGUCAACACUAUCCACUUCAUGUCUGAUGGCCCUACGUCCCAAUAUAGAAACAAGACCAACUUUUAUCUAACAUCGUCGGUGCCUUUUCUGAUGGGAUUCCAACAUGUCACCUGGAAUUUUAGCGAAGCCUCUCAUGGCAAAGGAGCUCCUGACGGUAUUGAAAAAGAACAGUUUGAGGUUGAUGCCAUGUACUCUGCAGGCCCUCAUUAUCAUGCCCAUCAUCAUUGUCCGCCGGUCUCAGAGCGCAGUCCCAGAGACUCACAGGUGUGUCAGACAUCUCCCUUGGACAUUCCACUGCACCUGUUCUUGUCGGAUUACAGAAGGAGGGUUCCAUGCUGUGUUACGGAUGUGCGAGGAAGCCUUACUAAGAUGCUGAGUGCCGAGUGCCUGAGGGAUGUGGUCCAAGACAUGACUGUUGCUAUGACAGUCUGCAUCCUCAGCAAAUGCAGCAUCCAGCCCUUGCUAUGCCUGUUGUACCUGUCUGAGAUCUGA
Molecule: messenger RNA, 1290 nt
Organism: Engraulis encrasicolus (European anchovy)
Lineage: Eukaryota; Metazoa; Chordata; Actinopteri; Clupeiformes; Engraulidae
Exons: 5
Coding region: 1-1290 (429 amino acids)
Source: RefSeq, a predicted model, not a curated record